AUGCUGUGGGCACUCGCACUCGCUGCACUGGUCUCACUCGUCCUGCUCUACCGACGAACAUGGACCAGCAGCGAACGGAGACGCCGGCGCGAGGUGUACGCGGACGACGAUGACGCUCUCCUCCUCAACCUCGCAGAGCCCAGCACGCGAUGGUUCAACAUGGGCUACUGGGACACUCACACCCGCUCCUUCCCCGACGCGUGCGCACACCUGUGCCGCAGAGUCGCUCACGCUGCCCGCCUCAACGAACCGCACCACCAGCGCAUCUGUGAGGUCGGCUACGGUUCGGGCGACUCGACGCUCUUGCUCGCGCGAGAGUUCUCGCCAAAGUCGUAUGUCGGCUUGACUUCGCUACAGUCGCAAUGCGAGACAGCCAAACGACGAGCGGCUGAAGCAGGCCUCCCCGCCGACCGAUUCCGCCUCUUGCAAGGCGACGCAGCAAGCGACCUGACCCAGUUCCCCUCCUCCUCCGUCGACGCCGUCCUCGCGAUCGAUUGCGCCUACCACUUCAACACCCGCUCCUCGUUCCUCUCCUCCGCCCACACCCUCCUCUCACCCGGCGGCUCCCUAUCCCUCACCGACCUCCUCCUCCCCUCCACCCCUCUCUCCCUUUCCUCCCUCCUCCUCCUCCGCCUACUUUUCUACCUCGCCAACGCGCCCUGGUCAAACUUCCUCACUCCCGCGUCCUACCAAGCGCAGCUUGAAGCGCACGGGUUUGAGCAGGUAGAGAUGGAGGAUAUCAGCGAGCGAGUAUGGCCGGGGUUUUGCGCGUUCGUUCGUGAGAGGGAGGAGCGGAUGGGCGGGGUGUUAGGAACGAAGUGGAGGGCGUUGGGGAGGUAUGCGAGGGUCGUGGAGUGGUAUAGCGGCGUUGGGGGCGGGCGGCCGAAGCUGAGGUUUUACUUGGUGAGCGCGAGGAAGGCGAGAACGAAGGACGAGUGA
This is a messenger RNA of Rhodotorula toruloides NP11, 939 nucleotides long. RefSeq names its product methyltransferase type 11, McyJ-like protein. NCBI's taxonomy places the organism in Eukaryota, Fungi, Basidiomycota, Microbotryomycetes, Sporidiobolales, Sporidiobolaceae. The coding region runs from base 1 to 939 and encodes 312 amino acids. The record is from RefSeq and is a predicted model, not a curated record. The transcript is spliced from 4 exons. Gene Ontology annotation, molecular function: S-adenosylmethionine-dependent methyltransferase activity.